This is a messenger RNA of Cinara cedri, 1308 nucleotides long. The record is from the annotation of a GenBank genome assembly. Lineage: Eukaryota; Metazoa; Arthropoda; Insecta; Hemiptera; Aphididae.
AUGGCUGCUGCAGGAUUAUUCGAGGAGACGGAUAACGAGUACAGGGGUCUGGACAUUUUGGUGAACGCGGGGGGCGUGCUGAAUGAAUCGAAAGAUGGCUGGAGAAACAUGAUCAAUACUAACGUGGUAAUUAUUAUUGUAAUAUUUAUUUAUUUAUUUUAUUAAAAAUACGGGCAGAAGCCCUUAGUUAUAAUAAUACAUAUAAGAUAACAAUCAGAUUACAAUAACAGGUAAUAAGUAUAAUAAAUACCUCUCUGUUACCGCAUAACUACCGCAUGUUAUCCUCCCUGAAAAAAGCCAUAUCUAAUAAGUUUAUACCCUUAUCCGCUUUUUAUACAAUUUCCAAAAAUGUUCAUCCCCUUCCAAGACCUAGCCCAAAGUCCGCCACUGUAUGCGCUUUGCAUACAGUGAAAAAAGAAAAAAAAGAGCGAAAAAAAACAAAACGUUUAUUAGAAUUAUUUACUGGCGUCGAUUAUUAUUAUUAUUUUUUGUUUUCCAGAAAGGAAUGAUCGAUUGCACGAAUGUAGGGAUGGAGCUGAUGAAUCGCCGUCACAGACCCGGAGUGAUCAUCAACUUCUCGUCAAUUUUUGCUAUUAGACCAAUACCGCAGUUACCCCUAUUUAGCGGCACCCACGCCGCCGUUUUGGGAGCCUUGUUGGGGUUCAACGUGAGUAUAUUAUGUUCAGUGGUACACCCAGGGGAAUGUGGGGGGCAACCCUUCUUAAAAUUUUAGAUUUUUUUACGAAUUCUACGUAAUAAUUUAUAUUACUUAGAUCAAAUAUCAGUAUUUUUAAAAACUAGAAAUAAGUACUAGGUUCGUUUAUGUGUUUUAGCGAAGAAACUCUUAUUUUUAGAAAGAGUUUUUUUUUGGAAAAUAACGUUUUUACAAGUGUGAAGGGGUAUGGUAGGAAACUUCACGUAGUAUCCCUAGUAACGGGGGUAAUUACAAUUGUCGAACGAUACCAUUAACAAAAUCGUUAAAUUUGUAUGUCUACAAUCAUUCCCCCUAAUCAACAAUUGCUAGCGCCGGCCCUUGUCUUGAUACCUAUUUCCGAGAUAAAAAUGAAUGAAACCGAAAAAUAGUUUUAACGGCAUUAGUGAGAUAUUAUCCAUUGCGUGGACGAUAAUAACUUAUUAAUCGUGUUUCGGUUGUAGAAAAUGGAAAACAACGACGUGCGAUUGUUAACAGUAUGUAUGGGUCCCACAGACACAACGAUGUUGUACAACUUAUCCGAAACUGAUGUUGGCGAAUGGGCAAAAGACAAUCUCCUCAACCUGACGGACGCUCUGAAAAUAAGACUAAAGUAA